AUGGAGUGCGCGCUGGACGCCCAGAGCCUGAUCAGCCUCUCGCUGCGCAAGAUCCACAUGUCGCGCACGCAGCGCGGCGGGCUGAAGCUGCACAAGAACCUGCUGGUCUCCUACGUGCUCCGCAACGCCCGGCAGCUCUACCUGAGCGAGCGCUACGCCGAGCUCUACCGCCGCCAGAGCAGCGCCCUGCCCGGCCAGCCGCCGCACCCGCUGUACCUCGACGGAGCCGCCGCCGCCGCCGGCGCCCUGCCCUUGCCGCCCGCGCCCACCCUCGGCGCUCCCCCGACGCUGGGCGAGCUGGCCGCCGCCGCCGACUUCCAGACGCUGCCCGCCAACGCCGGACCCGACGGCCUCCAGCUGCGGAGCUGCGCCCUGGCCAGGCCGGACUCGCCGUCCAUGCUGCUCCUGCCGCCGCCGCCGCCGCCCACCGACGACGCUGCUUUGGGGCUGCCCGGCGCGGCGGGCGUGUGCCGGGACUCGCCGCUGCCCUUCUACCCGCCGCGCGGCUACCCCAGCUCGGGCUCCGCAGGAGGAGGAGGAGGAGGCGGCAGCGGAGGCGGCGGGGCUGACUUCGGGAUCCCGUGCGCGCCCUCGGGGAUGCCGCCGUCGGGGCCCGCGGCGCACUGCUCGAGCCGCACCACCGUGCUGGAUCUGGACACGCACGUGGUGACCACGGUGGAGAACGGCUACCUGCACCAGGACUGCUGCUGCGCGCCCUGCCCGCCAGGCGGCCUCGUCCCCGCCGUCGUGGCCUCCUCUGCCAGCUGCUGCCCGCCGCCACCGCCGCUGCCUCCGCCCAGCCCGGGCGCCAAGCGCAACUCGCCGGACGCUUCCAACAUCUCCAGCCUGAUCUCCAUCUUCGGCUCCAGCUUCAGCGGCUUGGUGAGCCGGCCGGCGCCAGCGGCACCGCCGUCGGACUCGGAGCAGCUCUCCAGCGGACAGCUGUGCGGCAAACAGGCGCUGGCGAGUUUGGGGGCUUGGACGCGGGCCAUCGUGGCCUUUUGAGAGCGGCCGGGGUC
Molecule: messenger RNA, 1019 nt
Organism: Thamnophis sirtalis
Lineage: Eukaryota; Metazoa; Chordata; Lepidosauria; Squamata; Natricidae
Source: RefSeq, a predicted model, not a curated record